AUGCACCAAGAACCUGAGAGAUCCAGGAAAGGGGAAAAGAGGGAGGAGGGACACAGAAGUCUGUCCACGGCUCCUUAUCACAUCCGCAAAUACCGAGAGCGCGACCGCAAGUGUGUCGUGGGCUUCUUCUUCACGGGGGUGAAUAAGCACACCUUGACCACCUUCCUCCAAUUGCUGAAGCUGCCCCGAGCACUUGUGCUCUUACCCGGGGGGCCACUCACACAACUCCUGCUCUCUGGCUCCUGGCUCCUCAUGGUGCUCAGCCUCAGCCUCAGCCUCCUCUGUGCCCUGUGGUUCUUUGCCAAAUAUCCCUGGAGGAAGUAUGAAGACAGGACACUGCUCACAGACAUGUCUGACAUCACCAAAUCCUACCUGAGUGAGCGUGGCUCCUGCUUCUUGGUGGCUGAGUCUGAAGAGAAAGUGUUGGGCAUGGUGGGAGCUCUGCCCGUUGACGAUCCCACCUUGAGGGAGAUGCAGUUGCGGCUGCUUCACCUCUUUGUGGAUAUUGAGCACCGUCAUAGGAGGAGAGCAAAAGCCCUGGUCAGGACUGUCCUCCCAUUUGCCCGGGACCAGGGCUAUAGUGAAGUUGUCCUUGGCAUGAAUACAGUGCAGUUCUCUGCCCUGGCCCUCUACCAGGGCAUGGGCUUCCAGGAGAUGGAUCAGUCCUACCACACCAUGAGCCGGAGGCUAGUGGCUGUUCCUAGAGUUCAUUUCAUCUACCACCUCCCUUCUGCUCAGGCAGGGGGCCUGUGA
Cebus imitator (Panamanian white-faced capuchin) is the source of this 753-nucleotide messenger RNA. RefSeq names its product N-acetyltransferase 8-like. Gene Ontology annotation, molecular function: N-acetyltransferase activity. The record is from RefSeq and is a predicted model, not a curated record. Lineage: Eukaryota; Metazoa; Chordata; Mammalia; Primates; Cebidae. The transcript has 2 exons. Bases 1 to 753 code for a protein of 250 amino acids.